Messenger RNA from Lepus europaeus (European hare), 5003 nucleotides. RefSeq names its product ETS variant transcription factor 6 (gene ETV6). Gene Ontology annotation, cellular component: nucleus. Gene Ontology annotation, biological process: cell differentiation; regulation of transcription by RNA polymerase II. The coding region runs from base 352 to 1584 and encodes 410 amino acids. Gene Ontology annotation, molecular function: sequence-specific DNA binding; DNA-binding transcription factor activity, RNA polymerase II-specific. The transcript is spliced from 9 exons. Lineage: Eukaryota; Metazoa; Chordata; Mammalia; Lagomorpha; Leporidae. The record is from RefSeq and is a predicted model, not a curated record.
CGCUCGCAAGACCCCCGGGGCGGCUGCUGAGGGGGCGAGAUGCUGGAAGAAACUUCUUAAAUGACCGCGUCCGGCGGGCCGAGGAGCCGUUCGGGGUCGGGGAGAGGCAAGGAAAGUGGAAAAACACUGCGAACUUGCUGCUCUCCCCCGCUGUGAGACAUGUCUGAGACUCCUGCUCAGUGUAGCAUUAAGUCUGCUGACUCUGAUACUUCAGGAUGAGAUGCAAGGAGGGAAAGUUGGAAAGCACUCGUUGGAAAGCAGGAACGAAUUUCAUAUACACCUCCCGAGAGCCCUGUGCCGAGUUACGCUUCCUCGACUCCACUUCAUGUUCCAGUGCCUCGAGCGCUCAGGAUGGAGGAAGACUCGAUCCGCCUGCCAGCGCACCUGCGCUUGCAGCCGGUUUACUGGAGCAGGGAUGAUGUAGCCCAGUGGCUCAAGUGGGCUGAAAAUGAGUUUUCCUUAAGGCCAAUUGACAGCAACACGUUUGAAAUGAACGGCAAGGCUCUCCUGCUGCUGACCAAAGAGGACUUUCGCUAUCGAUCUCCUCAUUCAGGUGAUGUGCUCUAUGAACUCCUUCAGCAUAUCCUGAAGCAGAGGAAACCUCGGAUUCUUUUCUCACCAUUCUUCCACCCUGGGAACUCUAUCCACACGCAGCCAGAGGUCCUACUGCACCAGAACCAUGAAGAAGAUAACUGUGUCCAGAGGACCCCCAGGCCGUCCGUGGAGAACGUGCACCACAACCCUCCCACCAUUGAACUGUUGCACCGCCCCAGGUCGCCCAUGACGACAAACCACCGGCCUUCUCCCGACCCCGAGCAGCGGCCCCUGCGGUCGCCCCUGGACAACAUGAUCCGCCGCCUCUCCCCAGCCGAGAGGGCCCAGGGGCCGAGGCUCCACCAGGAGAACAACCACCAGGAGUCCUACCCCUUGUCAGUGUCUCCCAUGGAGAAUAACCAUUGCCCACCGUCCUCCGAGUCCCACCAGAAGCCAUCCAGCCCCCGGCAGGAGAGCACACGGGUCAUCCAGCUGAUGCCCAGCCCCAUCAUGCACCCCUUGAUCCUGAACCCCCGGCACUCCGUGGAUUUCAAACAGUCCAGGCUCUCCGAGGACGGGCUGCAUAGGGAAGGCAAGCCCAUCAACCUCUCUCAUCGGGAAGACCUGGCUUACAUGAACCACAUCAUGGUCUCCGUGUCCCCUCCUGAGGAGCACGCCAUGCCCAUUGGAAGAAUAGCAGACUGUAGACUGCUGUGGGAUUACGUCUACCAGUUGCUUUCUGACAGCCGGUACGAAAACUUCAUCCGAUGGGAGGACAAAGAAUCCAAAAUAUUCCGGAUAGUGGAUCCCAAUGGACUGGCUCGACUUUGGGGAAACCAUAAGAACAGAACAAACAUGACCUAUGAGAAAAUGUCCAGAGCCCUGCGCCACUACUACAAACUAAACAUUAUCAGGAAGGAGCCCGGACAAAGGCUUUUGUUCAGGUUUAUGAAGACCCCAGAUGAAAUCAUGAGUGGCCGGACAGACCGGCUGGAACACCUUGAAUCCCAGGAGUUAGAUGAACAAAUAUACCAAGAAGAUGAAUGCUGAGGGGACCCACGCCCCAACUCAGGGGCCAGCAUCCAGGAGGCCUUCGCCCAGGCAGCACUGCUGCAGGCCUGACGGAGCCGGCGAGCCAAGGAGCUGGAGAAGGGAGAGACCCAGAAAUGGCAGGGAUGCUUCUCUUGCAGACCAAGAGGGACCCCACUGCACCUUAGACAAACCACCCAGCAAAGGCGGGGCUGGGACGCCAGCAGAGGGCCAGGGCCUGGGACUGUGUCGAGUUUCCUUCUCAUUUGCAACCUCCCCCUCUGUGAUUCCUCCCUGCCCCCUUCCACCUACCACCUGUUGUUAGUUUCAUGGUGUUUUGUUUUCGUUUUUUAACAACAUGCAGUUUGAUUUUUCAUCAUUCAUACUGGGGAAGACAUCGGAUGUUGUUUUCCUAUGGAAAUAUAUAUCUAUUAUAUAUGUAUAUCUUUUUUUUUUGCAAGUCUUUCAAAGUAUAGCAAGCCCAGCUGGUCAGGAAAGAGAACGCUUGUGAAAGGUUUAGCUUCCUCUUUGUCCUGCCGAGUGGAUCAGGUGUGUUCCUGCUGCAGUUGGGUCUUGGUUGAGGGAAAAAAAAUGCUUUUAAAAAAUAUUACGUGAAAAGGAGGGCUCUCUUUCUCUCUCUCGCUCUCUCUCCUUCCCUGGCUUCCCUCUGUCCUCCCUCCCUGCCCACUGGUGAGUCUCAGACAGCUUAGAGUCUUGGGGGAUUGUUGGCACUAGAUCGAGUCAGGGGCCUGGGUGCUUGGUCACCAGCAACACGAAGUCAACCCCGUCUCGCUGCCUUUGGCCCCCAUCUGAUGGAAGCUGCUGGACUCCCCAAGAAGUGCUCAUGUGGCAGCCAUCCCUGUGAGGGCUGUGAGAACCACGCAGCUCUGGCGAAAGAUAGGGGGGAAGGCUGGCCAAGGUAUUUGCAAGGUCCUGGCAGCUCGGGAUGAGCUUGUAAGCACUGCAAAGUGGAAAACAGGAGGAAAAAAAAAAAGGCCCACGCUGACCUGGCAGCCCAGAAACUGGGCAAAAAAGAUUCUGCAGAAGGGAUUUGUUUUUCCAAAGCAGGCCAUUGAGGCAAGUGAGAAAGCAAGCGCCCCUCAGCCGCAUUCCAGAGGCCAACUUGUGGUCAGUGUCAUGCCCUCGCCCGAUGCUUUCUUCCCAGUGCCUCGAUUUGUUUAAAGUUUUCUGGUCUCCUCUGAACACAGAGAUGCGAGAGGAAGAUCCCGUAGCAUGGUGUCUCUGUCACCAGUGUCUGCCCAGCGUGGGCCUCAUGGCAAGUCCACGGGUGCAUUGCACUGUGCUCUGCCAUGACUGUGUAUCAGAAAGGACCCGUCCGUGGCUCUCCUUCACCCCAGAUACGCUCGACAGAACCUUGGAAAUGAGGAUAGUACCACCUCUUAGUACUUGCGAUGAUAACAUAGUUUGUGAGAUCCAUUGUAGAUUUCUGUUCCUUUUCUAGCCAUCCACCUGGGCCCUUCCAGUGUAGGUUCACACAGGCGAUAUUGGGAGUCCUUUUUUUCAGUCCGGAAGGUUAGACCUGUCUGACAAAGCACCCUGUCCUUGUUCCCCUCUGUUUUCUCCAUUCAGCUGAGUGAGCAUCUCCUAGCUCCUGCGGGUCCUCCUGUGCAAUUCCCAGGUGAGGCUGCUGGAGUCCAGGCCUCUCCACCAGCCAUCUGUGAGCGGAGUUGGUACAUACAGUUGGAGGCACACAGGCAAGAGGAAUUCUCCCAAGGACUCCAGCCUGGGAGGCGAGUCCAUAGACUUUGGUUCAAAGACACUGGAAUUUGAGGAGCUGCUCCAGGCUCUUCAGUCUUGUUCUGUCCACGGGGAGGCACACAGAGGUGACAGGCCCACUCCGACGGUCACAAGCUUCAGCCAUUCUGCCUUCUGGCAGGCCAGGGGUCUCCCAUGUGAGGCUGGAGGGUCUCACGGGGAAGGUGUUGGUCUCGAGCUGCUUGAAUGAUGGUGGUCAAGUCAGCUGAACCCCAGCACACUCCGGGUGUCCUUGGGCAGGAGAGAGUGACACUUUUUUUUAGCCUCCAUAGUAACGGAUAAUCGGUCUAUCUCAAAUGAGGAGAUGAAGCCAAAUACUUGGUGUGUUGUGAAAGCCCUUAAGUUUAAGAGCUGGAAAGGAAAGGUGGAUUUUUCUGAGGUCCUUUGUGGGAAUAUGGAGAGAGCAGGGCACGGGGAGGCUCUGCUCUGAGAUUAGGUUGCCUGUUUCUGGCCUCUCAGAUUAGGAUGUCUCUUUUUUGGCCACUUGACCCCAGAAUAAAAAUCCUACCCCACCCUACCCCCUGCCCUGGCCUCCUACUGUUUAAUUAUGGAAGGAAAUUCCUUUUGACCCAAGGAAUUCUGAAUUUAAUGUCCUGUGAGCACACACAAGACUUGGGAUGACACCAUGAGCCACUUUGAAGAAAAAGUGGAGAUGCUGAUCCCAGCGCAGUGAGAGUUGGCUAGACUAGCUAUGUUGGAGGUAACCCAAGGCAACCUUGCCCAGCCUACGGCAGCAUCGCCAAUAUUUGGGGACUGCCACAGGCAGAGAGUAUAGACCACUGGGUUUUCUCUUUUCAACAGCAUGUCUGGAACCCUCGGAAACAUUGUCUUUUUAUCAAUACCUUGCCCACGUGAGAGUGUCACUUCAGCUGAAAUUUAAAUAAAUGAUGGUGACAGAACUCCCCGAAGUGACUGACAAGCCACUGCCAUGUCCACCUCUCACAGCCUAGGCUCCAACCCUGAAUACCUUUUGGAAACAUUCAUUCCCUUUUUGUCAGAGGGAAACCCAAGUCUCAGGGAGGUCCUGUGACCUGCCCCGGGAGUGGACGGCACACUUCGGACAGAAUUAGCAUUGGGCCGCACCUGGCCACACCCCCACCUGACCCACUGCCACCCAGGAAACUAAGGAUGAAAGAUCUGGGAAUGCUGUGCCCAGGCAAUCGGUGCUAGUCAGGAGCUGUGCGCUCACUCUAGCCUGCCCCUCCUCUGAUAAGAAACCUGGAUUAAAGGGGGUGAAAGGAGGAAGCCAAGGGGGGGUGUCAGGAUACAGUAAGCCCUGCCUGCCCGAAAACCACAGGAGACUAACCUGAUCCUCUUGGCCCGUCUACAUCAACACUAAACAACGGCAAACUCCCCGACUUUCACACAUGCCAAGUGAACAUUCUUGAAGAUUUCUCUUUGUGACUGCAGCCACCUACAAACCAGAACGAAUCUAGAAUUUCUUUCCCUUUCCUUUUUUUUUUUUUUUUUUUUUGUUUGCUUAGUUUCUAAUCUCUUAUUGUUUAUGAGGUGUGGGGUUUAUAAGGGACUGAAUCAAAUGAAUGUAACAAAAAAAAAAGAAAAAACAAAAAAAUGCCUUUUCUCAGGGCCAGUGAGUUGCAAAUAAUUUUUAAAGAAAAGCCUAUAAUUACAUCAUCUCAAUAAAUUUUUUAUAAAAAAUUAAA